AUGUAAAUAAAUAAAAGAGGGAGACCAAAAAAAUAAUAACAAUAAUAAUAAAAUGUAAUUGCAAUCAAUCAAUCAAUCUCACUUAGAAAUAAUAAAUAAAAUGAUCAUUUAGAUAUAACACCUGAGUAUGAUAAAAUCAUGGCUUAAAUCAAAGAAACUUAUGCUUCCUUAAAUAAUGCUAGUCUUCAAAAAUAAUAGUAAAUUUAAGAUUCACCAAAAAGACUUAAAAAAAUUGUUAAAAGAAGUUAAAAGCUGAAACACCCUAUAAAAUCUAAUAAAAAAUAAGAGUGUUUAGAGUAAAAUGUUAAAUUAGAACACCAAAAUUUAUAAGAGCAUUUAGAUUAGAUUAUAUCUAAAUUUUAAUAAAUAUUUAAGAAUUUUACUGAAAAUAUAAAAAUAGAGAUUGCAAAGACAGAAUAGGAAAUGCUUAAAAUUUUGAAAUGA
Molecule: messenger RNA, 444 nt
Organism: Paramecium pentaurelia
Lineage: Eukaryota; Ciliophora; Oligohymenophorea; Peniculida; Parameciidae
Source: the annotation of a GenBank genome assembly